CUCCCUCCCCUCCUCUUCUUCCUCUUUUUCUCCUUCUUCCCUCUCUCUCUAUCCUCUUCUUCCUCUUUUUCUCCCUCUUCCCUCUCUCUCUCUAUAUGUUCUUUGUAAUUAUAUUAAUUGUGUGUGUAUACAUAUAUAUUGUAUCAUGACGAGAAAACUCAGCUUCCAAAUUCUUUUCCUAAUUCUUAUUAAUUCCUCAAAAGCAGGAAUUUAUUGCUCUGCAGCUUUUACCUUUGUGAACAAAUGCGAGUUCACAGUCUGGCCAGGCAUUUUUUCCAAUAGGGGAACGCUUCCCACAUCUGGUUUCUCUUUAGAGACUGGUGGAUCCAAGAUAAUCAACGCGUCGUCGUCGUGGGGAGGCCGGCUCUGGGGCAGAACCAACUGCGGCAACGACUCCAGCGGAAAAUUCUCCUGCAUAACUGGCGAUUGUGGCACAGGGAAGCUGGAGUGCGACGGCGGCCGUACUGUGCCCACCGUCACGCUCGCGGAGUUCCAGCUCGACACCGUACCCAGAACGGACUUCUACGACGUCAGCCUCGUCUUCGGUUACAACCUGCCGAUUCUGGUGACCCCGCAAGGCGGUUCCGGGGACAGCUGUGUGGAAACGGGAUGUGUGGCUGAUGUGAACGGCGCGUGUCCGUCGGAGCUGCGAGUGACGAGCGUAGGCGGAGAAGGCGUGGCGUGCAAGAGUGCGUGCCAGGCGUUCCUGGAGGACCAGUACUGCUGUAGAGGGGCAAACAACACACCGGAUACCUGCAAGCCCACACAAUACUCGCAGGUGUUCAAGAGCGCGUGCCCACAAGCGUUCAGCUACACAUAUGAUGAUGCGAACACCACCUUCUCAUGUACAGGGGCAGCCGACUAUACCAUAACGUUCUGCCCGUUCUCAAACGCCAGCCAGCCUUCAAGCAGAGGUUCUCCACCUUCAACUUCAAGCCCAGGUUCUACAUCUUCAAGCAAAGGAAUGAAAAAGAAUACAAAGAUCAUCCUUCUUGUAGUAAGUGCAGUAGUGCUGGUUAUUCUGGCCAUGGCUUUGUGCAUUAUGAGAAGAAUCAAACAAGGGAAAAGGGAGGAAAAGUUACAUGAACUGCUGACGCUAGAGGGGUAUACAGACACUUAUGAACUCGACAGUAGUGGAGCCAAGAAUCAUGAUCUUAGACGGUUCACUUAUGCAUCUAUUGUAUCUGCCACGAGCAACUUUUCCUCAUACCACAAACUGGGACAGGGCGGGUUUGGUCCUGUUUACAAGGGAAAAACACCAGAAGGCCAAGAUAUAGCCGUAAAGAUUCUUUCACGGCAAUCAGGACAAGGAUUGCUCGAGUUUAAAACUGAGCUCAUACUCAUUUCUAAACUGCAGCAUGUGAACCUUGUUAAGCUACUUGGCUUUUGCAUUCAUGGCGAUGAUAAAAUGUUAAUCUACGACUACAUGCCCAACAAAAGUCUGGAUUUCUUUCUCUUCAGUCCGUCUACGAGGGAGCAAUUAGAUUGGCAGCAAAGAUUCAAAAUCAUCGAAGGGACGGCUCAAGGACUACUCUACCUUCACAAGCACUCGCGACUCAAGAUAAUCCACCGUGAUCUGAAACCAAGUAACAUAUUACUUGAUGAAAACAUGAAUCCGAAGAUUUCUGAUUUUGGUCUUGCAAGAAUUUUUAAGCAGAACAUAGAUGAAGCUAACACGAACCGACGUGUUGGGACCUAUGGUUACAUGGCCCCUGAGUACGCCAUGCAGGGCAUAUUCUCCGUUAAAUCAGAUGUCUAUAGUUUUGGAGUUUUAGUACUUGAAAUUGUGAGUGGUCGGAGAAACAAUAGCUUCCAUCAAAUUGAAGGUCCUCUAAAUCUGGUGGAGUAUGCCUGGGAGCUCUGGAGAAAAGAUUCUGCUAUGGAGCUCAUGGAUCCAACAUUGACGGCUUCAUGCAUUAGAAAUCAACUGCAGAGAUGCAUUCAUAUAGGCCUUCUAUGCGUUGAAAAUCACGCAGUCGAUCGACCUACCAUUGAAGAUGUUAUAUUUACGCUAAAAAAUGAAAUGUCAAGUUUGCCAAUACCCAAGAAUCCAGCAUUCAUCACAAGAAACAGCAUUAUUGAGAAGGUAGAAGAGACUAUACCAGAGAAGUUAUCUGCUAAUGAACUCACAGUCUCUGAAAUAGAAGGAAGAUAGUACCUCAACCUACUCAAGGAUUUCUUGUUGAGUGUCAUGCUAAUACAUAUAAACACCAUAUCAAUUAUUUUGAUAUGUUUGUGUUAAUAUUUAUUAUUCUUUCAUUGGUU
Messenger RNA from Sesamum indicum (sesame), 2265 nucleotides. RefSeq names its product PR5-like receptor kinase. Gene Ontology annotation, cellular component: plasma membrane. Lineage: Eukaryota; Viridiplantae; Streptophyta; Magnoliopsida; Lamiales; Pedaliaceae. Gene Ontology annotation, molecular function: ATP binding; protein serine/threonine kinase activity. The record is from RefSeq and is a predicted model, not a curated record. Gene Ontology annotation, biological process: protein phosphorylation.